AUGACUGAAGAGAAUAAUGCUGUUCCUAUUGUUAAUGAAGAAAUAACCGAAGAAAAAAAAUUGGAAACAAUCCAAAAUACUGAUGAACAAAUAAUCGACGAGAAAAAGGAUGAACAAAAAUCUGAAAACGCAACAGAAGAAAAAAAAGAAAUUAACGAAGAAACUAAAACUUGUGAGAGUGAUGAAAGUACAACAAAGACUGAAGAAGUAAUAUCGAGUGAAAAGAAAGAGGAAGAAGAGAAAGAGGCAGAAGAGAAAGCAAGACAAGAAGCAGAGGAGAAAGCAAGACAAGAAGCAGAGGAGAAAGCAAGACAAGAAGCAGAGGAGAAAGCAAGACAAGAAGCAGAGGAGAAAGCAAGACAAGAAGCAGAGGAGAAAGCUAGACAAGAGGCAGAAGAGAAAGCUAGACAAGAAGCAGAAGAGAAAGCUAGACAAGAAGCAGAGGAGAAAGCAAGACAAGAAGCAGAGGAGAAAGCAAGACAAGAAGCAGAGGAGAAAGCAAGACAAGAAGCAGAGGAGAAAGCAAGACAAGAAGCAGAGGAGAAAGCAAGACAAGAAGCAGAGGAGAAAGCAAGACAAGAAGCAGAGGAGAAAGCAAGACAAGAAGCAGAGGAGAAAGCUAGACAAGAGGCAGAAGAGAAAGCUAGACAAGAAGCAGAAGAGAAAGCUAGACAAGAAGCAGAAGAGAAAGCAAGACAAGAAGCUGAAGAGAAAGCUAGACAAGAAGCAGAGGAGAAAGCAAGACAAGAAGCAGAGGAGAAAGCUAGACAAGAAGCAGAGGAAAAGGCUAGACAAGAAGCAGAAGAGAAAGCUAGACAAGAAGCAGAGGAGAAAGCUAGACAAGAGGCAGAAGAAAAGGCAAGACAAGAAGCAGAGGAAAAGGCUAGACAAGAAGCAGAAGAGAAAGCUAGACAAGAAGCAGAGGAGAAAGCUAGACAAGAGGCAGAAGAAAAGGCUAGACAAGAAGCAGAGGAAAAGGCUAGACAAGAAGCAGAAGAGAAAGCUAGACAAGAAGCAGAAGAGAAAGCUAGACAAGAAGCAGAGGAGAAAGCUAGACAAGAGGCAGAAGAGAAAGCUAGACAAGAGGCAGAAGAGAAAGCUAGACAAGAAGCAGAAGAGAAAGCUAGACAAGAAGCAGAAGAGAAAGCUAGACAAGAAGCAGAAGAGAAAGCUAGACAAGAAGCAGAAGAGAAAGCUAGACAAGAAGCAGAGGAAAAGGCUAGACAAGAAGCAGAAGAGAAAGCUAGACAAGAAGCAGAGGAGAAAGCUAGACAAGAGGCAGAAGAAAAGGCAAGACAAGAAGCUGAAGAGAAAGCUAGACAAGAAGCAGAGGAGAAAGCUAGACAAGAGGCAGAGGAGAAAGCUAGACAAGAAGCAGAAGAGAAAGCUAGACAAGAAGCAGAGGAAAAGGCUAGACAAGAAGCAGAAGAGAAAGCUAGACAAGAGGCAGAAGAAAAGGCUAGACAAGAAGCAGAGGAGAAAGCUAGAUUAGAGGCAGAAGAGAAAGCUAGAUUAGAGGCAGAAGAGAAAGCUAGAUUAGAGGCAGAAGAGAAAGCAAAGAAAGAAGCUGAAGUUGCUAUUACCACAUCAGCUUCUAGUGUUCCUAUUAAAGAAGAAAAAGCUGACACUGCAAUUAAUGUUGGAGAAAACUUGAAUGAGCAAAUGAAAAUGAAACUUAUUAUGAUUGGAGAGUCUUCAGUUGGAAAGACAUGUUGUAUGAAUAGAUUUGUAAGUGAUCAAUUUAGCGAAGUAACAAAGUCAACAGUUGGAGUAGGAAUGGUUUCAAAAGAAAUGGAAGUUAAUGGAAUCAAAGUUAAGCUUCAAAUCUGGGAUACUGCUGGACAAGAAAGAUUUGCUACACUAAGCAGUAAUUAUUUCAGAAACGCCAUGGGAGGAGUUAUCAUGUUUGAUGUCAGCAAUAGACAGUCCUUUGAAAACGUUUCCAAUUGGAUUGAUGCAUGUAAUAAAAUUGAAGAAAAAAGAGUUUUAGUGUUAGCUGGAAAUAAAACUGAUUUAGAUGAACGUGUUAUUACCAAAGAGGAAGGAGAGGCACGAGCCAAAGAAUUUGGGUUGAAAUAUUUUGAAGUAUCUGCUAAAACAGGGGUUGGAAUAAAUGAGAUGUUUGAGACAUUAACAAAAGAAAUUGUUGCUUUACCAAAAGCUGAGGCACAAAAUAAUAAUGAAGAAGUUUCCAUUAACUUAGCGUCAGUUGACAAAGAAACCUCAAAGAAAGGUAAAGGAGGGUGUUGCUAAA
Entamoeba histolytica HM-1:IMSS is the source of this 2254-nucleotide messenger RNA. RefSeq names its product Rab family GTPase. The record is from RefSeq and is a predicted model, not a curated record. The transcript has a single exon. Gene Ontology annotation, molecular function: GTP binding; GTPase activity. NCBI's taxonomy places the organism in Eukaryota, Evosea, Mastigamoebida, Endamoebidae. Bases 1 to 2253 code for a protein of 750 amino acids.